Molecule: messenger RNA, 1620 nt
Organism: Portunus trituberculatus (swimming crab)
Lineage: Eukaryota; Metazoa; Arthropoda; Malacostraca; Decapoda; Portunidae
Product: hydroxylysine kinase-like
Exons: 7
Coding region: 155-1321 (388 amino acids)
Molecular function (GO): amino acid kinase activity
Source: RefSeq, a predicted model, not a curated record
AUCUUUGGGUGUUGAAUAUUCGAGGUGCACCUUUGAAUACAGCAUCUCCCGUGUCCUUCCCUCACCUCUCUCGCCUCCGCAGCACUGAGCAAGCUGGCAGCAGAGGCAGGAGAUAGGCACUUCCUUAUUACCACGCACCUUCCUGCACGGAAUCAUGUCGGAUACAGCUCCAAGUGACCGCGAGACAGGCGUCCUCCAACCGGGGCAGGUGAUCAGACCAGUGCUGGGGAAGGAGGCCCCCACUAUGCUCGCCCUCAAGUUGUUUGGACUCACCGUCACCUCCAUCAAGGAACUGGACAGCUAUGACGACAGGAAUUAUCUCAUUAAGGUCGAGGGCGAAAGCAGCAACCCGCACAUCAAGGAACCGUCGCCUGAUGGAUACGUCCUCAAGGUCACAAACUCCCUGGACUCCAAGAAAAGCAAGAUUAUGGCCGCGCAGGUGGAGAUGAUGCUCUUCCUUCACUCCAGAGGCUUCAAGGUGUCCAAGCCUGAGAAGAACGUGCAUGGGUCUCACUUAAUCUACGCCAAGAUUAGUGGAGACGAAGUGGGUGAGGAGGGUGGAGAGAACAUUGUGAGGCUCCUGACCUUCAUCCCAGGUAAGAUCCUUCACCAGGUGCCCACUACACCACAACUCUUCCAUGAGGUUGGCGUCUUUGUGGGCAGGAUGGACAAUGAGCUCAAGGACUUCACCAGUGAAGACUUGAAGCAGAGGAAGUUUAUGUGGUGCAUGGAGAAUGUGCCUCAGCUACCUAAGUUCCUGUUUGCUGUGAAGGAUGAGCACAGGAGGAAGAUGGUAGAGGAAGUGCUACAGGCCUGGCAGGAGAGGGUUGCACCAGUCCUGCCGCAGCUAGAAAGAGGGUUUAUUCAUGGAGACGCCAACGAACAGAACUUUAUCGUCAAUGUCUCACAAGAUGACCCAUCCAACUACCACGUUGAUGCCUUGAUAGACUUCGGUGACAUCCAACAUUCCUACUACUUGUUUGAGCUGUCCAUCAUUAUUAUGUACAUGAUGCUGGUGGCAAAGACAAUGGAUCCAGAUGAUGUUGGUGGUCAUGUAAUUGCUGGCUACCUCACACACAGGACUCUUUCUGAGAAUGAAUGGAACAUCUUGAAGGAUUGUGUUGCUGCUCGCUUUAUCCAGAGUCUGGUGUUGGGAGCCUACAGCAUUCUGCAGGACCCUGACAACCAGUACCUGCUGGUGACAGCAACUAAAGGGUGGGAGCUGCUGGACUCCUUCUGGCACACCCCCAAGGAACACCUUGUUGCCAAGUGGAAAAGCAUCUUGAAGGAUUAUCAGGAAGCCCACUCAGGCAAAGUCUAGUCAUAAUGAGUAAGUGCGUGUAGGAGGAACACAGAGAUUUACUGAUAGUUUGCAGGUGCCUUUUCAUCAACUGAAUGUAAAUGUGUGCACAUGCACCUUGUCUUGGUUGCAGUCUCCAUGGCAGGGGCACUGGCCAGAAAUUCCAGAUAUACACAUAAUUUUUUCUUGUAAAAUGGUAAGAAUUUUAUUGAUAUUGUUGUCUUCCUUCGUUUAUAUCAAUAUUUUUAAAAUAUAUGGUACCUUUUUAUAAUAGUGACCAAAACACUGUUAUUAAUUUUUAUAAACAGUUUGUUAUUAUA